AUGACCUCACAAAAGACCAUCGCCAUCAUCGGCACCACCGGCUUCCUAGGCCCCUACAUCACCGCCUCUCUCCUCCAAAAGCAUCCCCACACCACCAUCCUCUGCCUAAACCGUAGCAAAGACGCAGAACAACGCACCACCUCGACUCUCACCCACAUCAGCAACGAAGACCUAACCCGCCUCACCUUCCUAACAACCGACAUCACACUCCCCAACCUCGGUCUACCCCCCACCCAAUACACACACUUCGCAACCAGCGUAUCGGAAAUCGUUUUCAAUGCGUGGAACGCGAAUUGGGCGACGCCUCUCAUCGGCUACCUGCCGCUCCUCAAUGCUGUUCAACAUGUUAUCACCGCAUGUAUUGCCAGUCCCCUAAACCCGCGUAUCGUCUUCAUGUCGUCGAAUACCUCGAUAAUGAACCACCCAACCCAGCACCCCAGCACCCCACUCAUCCCCGAAGUCCCCGCCUGGGACUUCGCCAGCGCAGCGAACACGGGGUAUGGCCAGAGUAAAUGUCUCGCGGAGCAACUUCUCGCGCGCGCAGGAAAGGAGCAUGGGUUACGCGUGGCUAUCAUACGCGCAGGCCAGAUCGGUGGUGCAUCGUCCGCCAUACCCAAUGCGCCGCAGUGGCCGAUUCAGGGUUGGUUAUACGUCAUAUUCAAGACGGCACAAAAGCUGGGGUAUUGGCCCGUGAGGAUGAAUGCAGUGGAUUGGAUUCCUGUUGAUACACUCGCUGAGGGUAUCACUAACAUCACCUUAUCCCAACAAAGCACAUCUACAGACAAUGUUAAAGUCUACAACCUGAUGCACCCCCGUCCCGCGCCUUGGGAGCUGCUGCAAAAAGUGCUGGUGGAGCGAUUUGGACUUGAGGUGAGGGAGUGUAGUUUGCCGCAGUGGUUGGGGAUGUUGGAUCCGAAGACGUUCAAGAUGCAUGCGUUUUUGAUGGAGGCGGGGGAGGGGAGGGAGGGUGAGGCGAUGGUAUUCAGGAAUGAGAAUGCGAUGGAGGUUUUGCCCGAGGUGGAGGAUGUUACCGAGGAGCUUGUGGAGAGGUGGUUGAGGGGGUGGGGUUUGAAGUUGGGGGAGGUGAGGGCGAGGCUUUGA
Messenger RNA from Alternaria ethzedia, 1101 nucleotides. RefSeq lists its product as uncharacterized. Bases 1 to 1101 code for a protein of 366 amino acids. The transcript has a single exon. NCBI's taxonomy places the organism in Eukaryota, Fungi, Ascomycota, Dothideomycetes, Pleosporales, Pleosporaceae. The record is from RefSeq and is a predicted model, not a curated record.